Molecule: messenger RNA, 279 nt
Organism: Parascedosporium putredinis
Lineage: Eukaryota; Fungi; Ascomycota; Sordariomycetes; Microascales; Microascaceae
Source: the annotation of a GenBank genome assembly
AUGGGCGUUGUCUCGACCGUUCUCAUCGUCUUGCUCACCCUCUUCUUCCCGCCCAUCGGUGUCUUAGCCGUAGCAGGAUGUGGAAUGGACUUGUUCAUCAACGUCUGUCUAACGUUGCUCGGCUUCCUACCUGGCACGAUCCACGCGUUCUACGUCCUCUACGUCUACUACGACCGCCGCGAGCAAGCCCGCAUCGGUGCCCCUCUUCCGCCCCGCGCGUCAGGCAUCUAUAGCAACCGCGUGCAGAGCGGCGGUAUGCACGGAUACGGCACGAUGUAG